GCGAAUAAGUUAGUUACUUUCAGACUGCGAUCGGAUGAUAACUUGAUUUCUCGUGGUUCAAUAUGAUACGAAUAGUCGUUCUUGCCGUCCUGUGUGCGCAUCUUAUGCGCAACGUUCUCGGUGAAGUUAGCCAAUCGUUCAACUCAGUUAAUAUUACAACGGUUGAUCCACUUCGGUAUCAUGCAUUAUCCCUCUUCAAUAAUGAUCAUGGCAGUAGAAAACGCUUGGCUAUUAGGAAAUGCCAGUCUUAUAAUUUUAUCUAUCCGGUAGGUAUUAAUUUUAUCUAUCCGUUGAAAAUAUUUUCUACGGAGGAACCUUACUUCUGUGCGGCGGUUUUUGUCAGCCCAGACUCGCUUCUGACUUCGGCAUUGUGUGUAAAAACUAUGCAGCACGGUGAGGAUCACCCAUCGAAUCAUAUGUUUGCUAUGGUUGAUCGUGAGGAGGUCUUCUUUUACGAACAUGGGCGGCGUUACGUCAGCAAAGUUUUUUAUCACCCCAAAUUCGAAGACGAACCGGCCUACUACAACGUGGCCGUCGUCAAGCUGCGAAACUCUGUCAGAUACGAUCGAGACACUACCGGAAGAAGCCACGUGGCAUGCCUUUAUCCGUAUAAACACAUGAAGAACCCACAAGCGGUGCUCGGUGAAUGGUUCGAGUUCCAGCCGGAGCAAAAUCCAUCCUUCCGUUGGUUGGAUCUUCCGUUCAUCAGCCGGAAAGAAUGCAACGCGGAGCUAGCGAAAAUGAAACGACCCGUUCCGGAGCUGACCCACGGCUUGCAAGAGUCCCAGCUGUGCGUGCGUGAUUCUCACAACAGUACCCUCACACGGUUCUGCGACCCCCGUUCAUCUGGACCGUUGGUGAUGACUCUGGGAAGCACCGUCUACGUGGUUGGUCUCCCUACGGUGCACAUCGACGACUGCACGGUGGAGAUCGAGGUGUUUAAUCGAGUUUCUCACUUCCUAGAUUGGAUUGAAUCGGUGGUAUGGCCCGGGCAGGAGUAAAGAAGUGGUCCAUUCCCCUAAUUAAAAUGAAAUAAUGUUUUGCUCACGGGUGGAACGCAUUUUGAAUGGCUGUUUUUUUUUUGUAUUUUGUGCCUAGUGUAUGAAACACAUCGAAGAUUACCCUCAUCAUCGUAACUUAUUUCGAAAAUCAGAUCAAUUUAUGUCAAGCGCGUCAUUUUUCUAUUCUGAGAAAGAAACAUGAGUUCGGAUUGAGUCAUUUUUCAUUUGAAUGAAAUGGAACUUUUUUGCUGUCUGCUUCGUGAUUGAAUUUUCAGUUCAAUAUGCAUAUCUUAGCAACUAGCAAUCAAUCAGUAGGGGAGAAUUUUUUUCUGUGAUUAUUGGGUUGCUUUUUUUUAGCUUUUCCUACAAGGUCUUUUGGAAGUAUUUAUUACUAUUCUAUCCCUACAUAACUAU
Armigeres subalbatus is the source of this 1415-nucleotide messenger RNA. RefSeq names its product serine protease Hayan-like. The coding region runs from base 63 to 1001 and encodes 312 amino acids. Gene Ontology annotation, biological process: proteolysis. The transcript is spliced from 4 exons. Gene Ontology annotation, molecular function: serine-type endopeptidase activity. NCBI's taxonomy places the organism in Eukaryota, Metazoa, Arthropoda, Insecta, Diptera, Culicidae. The record is from RefSeq and is a predicted model, not a curated record.